AUGAUGCCCCCGCGGGGGGCGGCGGGCUCCUGCCGCCGGCGGCGCCUGGCGCCCCUCAACGAGGACAACGGGCGGUUCCUGCUGCUGGCCGCCCUCAUCGCGGCGUACCUGAGCGCCGGCGCCACCGUCUUCUCGGCCCUCGAGAGCCCGUCGGAGGCGGCGGCGCAGCUGCGCUGGAACCGGACCCUCCACAACUUCAGCCGCAUCUUCAACAUCAGCCUGCCGGAGCUGCGCGCCUUCCUGCGGAGCUACGAGGCGGCCAUGGCCGCGGGCAUCCGCGUCGACGCCCUGCGGCCCCGCUGGGACUUCCCCGGCGCCUUCUACUUCGUGGGCACCGUCGUCUCCACCAUAGGUUUUGGAAUGACCACACCAGCAACCGUGGCUGGAAAAGUAUUCCUCAUCAUUUACGGCCUUUUUGGGUGUGCCGGCACUAUCCUUUUCUUCAACCUCUUCUUGGAGCGCAUUAUCUCUCUCCUGGCCUUUAUCAUGAAGGCGUGCCAUGAGAGGCAGCUGCGAAGAAGUGGUCUCCUACCUCCCAACUUCCGAAGGGGACCAGCUAUGGCGGGGGUGGGCAGCCUUGUGGGGUGGAAGCCGUCCGUUUACCACGUGAUGCUGAUUUUGGGAAUUUUUGCUGUUACCCUUUCCUGCUGCGCCUCUGCAAUGUACACAGCGGUGGAAGGAUGGAACUACGUUGACUCCUUGUACUAUUGCUUCGUCACCUUCAGCACCAUCGGCUUUGGAGAUUUGGUAAGCAGCCAAAACGCUGCGUACCAAAAUCAGGGAUUAUACAGAUUCGGAAACUUCAUAUUUAUAUUAAUGGGGGUAUGUUGCAUAUACUCUCUUUUUAAUGUCAUCUCAAUCGUAAUCAAGCAAGUUUUGAACUGGGUGUUGAAAAAAUUCGAAUGCAGAUGUUGCCCAAAGUGCCAUAAAUCAAGUGCCCGCCUUGGACGUCGCAACGCCAUCACCCCAGGAGCCCGCCUACGUCGACAUAACAUCUCAGUGGACGCUGAUGGACAGUACGACAGUGACACCGAGGGGAGGAGGCUCUCUGGAGAGAUGAUCUCCAUGAGGGAGCUCACAGCAUCGAAUAAAGUCUCCCUGGCCAUUUUGCAAAAGCAGUUGUCUGAGACAGCCAACGGCUACCCGAGGAACGUUUGUAUCAAUACGAGACAAAACGGAUUCUCUGCAGGGGUGGGUGCUCUAGCCAUCAUGAACAACCGCUUGGCAGAAACAAGUGAUUCUAGGUAG
Molecule: messenger RNA, 1248 nt
Organism: Gavia stellata (red-throated loon)
Lineage: Eukaryota; Metazoa; Chordata; Aves; Gaviiformes; Gaviidae
Gene: KCNK12
Product: potassium two pore domain channel subfamily K member 12
Exons: 2
Coding region: 1-1248 (415 amino acids)
Biological process (GO): potassium ion transmembrane transport; stabilization of membrane potential
Cellular component (GO): membrane
Molecular function (GO): potassium ion leak channel activity
Source: RefSeq, a predicted model, not a curated record